Molecule: messenger RNA, 3548 nt
Organism: Nycticebus coucang (slow loris)
Lineage: Eukaryota; Metazoa; Chordata; Mammalia; Primates; Lorisidae
Gene: SORD
Product: sorbitol dehydrogenase
Exons: 9
Coding region: 92-1165 (357 amino acids)
Biological process (GO): D-sorbitol catabolic process
Molecular function (GO): L-iditol 2-dehydrogenase (NAD+) activity; zinc ion binding
Source: RefSeq, a predicted model, not a curated record
CCACCCCAUGCCCUGGACCCUCCGCGGGGCUAUCACCAGAGGCUCUGCAGGUCUUGCAGCCUCCAGACUGUACUAGGAGCGAAAGAGAGACAUGGCGGCGGCUACCAAGCUAGAAAACCUCUCCCUGGUGGUGCAUGGACCCGGGGACCUGCGCCUGGAAAACUACCCUAUCCCUGAACCGGGCCCAAAUGAGGUCCUGCUGAAGAUGCAUUCUGUUGGAAUCUGCGGCUCAGAUGUCCACUACUGGCAGCAUGGUCGAAUUGGGGAUUUUGUUGUGAAAAAGCCCAUGGUGCUGGGGCAUGAAGCUUCAGGAACAGUCGUAAAAGUGGGAUCAUCAGUAAAGCACCUAAAACCAGGUGAUCGUGUGGCCAUUGAGCCUGGGGCUCCCCGGGAAACUGACGAAUUCUGCAAGAGGGGCCGGUACAACCUCUCGCCAUCCAUCUUCUUCUGUGCCACCCCUCCCGAUGACGGAAACCUCUGCCGGUUCUACAAGCACAGCGCAGACUUCUGCUACAAGCUUCCUGAUAAUGUCACCUAUGAGGAAGGGGCCCUGAUUGAGCCACUGUCUGUGGGAAUCCAUGCCUGCAAGCGAGGUGGAGUCACUCUGGGGAACAAGGUCCUUGUGUGUGGAGCUGGGCCAAUAGGGCUGGUCAAUUUGCUUGUGGCCAAAGCAAUGGGAGCAGCUCAAGUAGUGGUGACUGAUCUGUCUGCUUCUCGGUUGUCCAAAGCCAAGGAAGUGGGGGCCGAUUUAGUCCUCCAGGUCUCCAAGGAGAACCCUCAGGACAUCGCCAGCAAAGUGGAAGGUCUGUUGGGGUGCAAGCCGGAAGUCACCAUUGAAUGCACUGGGGCGGAGGCCUCUAUCCAGACGGGCAUCUACGCCACUCGUUCCGGUGGGACCCUGGUGCUUGUGGGGAUGGGCUCUGAGAUGACCACUGUACCCCUUUUGCAUGCAGCCAUCCGGGAGGUGGAUAUCAAGGGCGUGUUUCGAUACUGCAACACGUGGCCAACGGCGAUUUCAAUGCUUGCGUCCAAGGCUGUGAAUGUAAAGCCCUUAGUUACACAUCGGUUUCCUUUGGAGAAAGCUCUGGAAGCUUUUGAAACAUCCAAAAAGGGGUUGGGCCUGAAAGUUAUGCUCAAGUGUGACCCUGAUGACCAAAAUCUCUGAUGUUAAUUGGACUCACCCUCACCCCCCUCUCUGUACCUCCAGCCCUUAUAACUGGAGAAAGGCUCAAAGGCUGGGCCAGGGUAGGUGUGGGUUUUGACGCUGAAGUUUCUUUUGAAUGGUAAGAAUAAUUAAUUCUUUAAAAAUAGAAAGCUUUAGACUGAGCACAGUGGCUCACACCUGUAAUCCUAGCACUCUGGGAGGCCAGGGCAGGUGGAUUGCUUGAGCUCACAAGUUCCAGACCAACCUGAGCAAAAGCAAGACCCGGUCUCUACCAAAAAAUAGAUAAACUGAGGCAAGAGGAUCGCUUUAGCCCAAGAGUUGGAGGUUGUUGUGAGCUAUGAUGUCACGGCACUCUACCCAGGGCAACAGUUUGAGACUAUCUCAAAAAAGAAAUAAAAACAAAAAAAAAAACCAGAAAGCCUUACCCAGAGGAGUUGUUGUUCCUCCAAGACACAAGUAGGGAUCAUUUUGGGGAACUUCUUUUCUGAAUGACCUGUUUAUUCUGAGCAAGUGUCUGGACACUAAAUAAGUGUCUGGCUGGCAGGUGCUAGGAAAUCCCCUUUUUCCUGGUGUGCCUUCCUUGAGUAAGGGAAGAAAUUUGGCUCUUGGGCUCCUGGGUCCGCCUCAGCUAGCCAGGAAGCACAUGGGGGCUGAGUUCUGAAGAGAUAACUUUGUUAAGACUUAUGUGACCCAGAAACUGAUUUUUGUGAAAAUCUGCCAUUCAGGGUCUGGGAUGAGGGAUUGUCAGCAAUUUUAGUUUAGAGUGCAGUGAUUCUAGAGAUAAGUGCUAUUUGGUUUUAUAAUAAAAGGAGGAUAAGAAAAGGAACUAAUUUUCUUGGGUCCAGGAUAAUUUUAAAACCAAUCAAAUGAAUAAAACCAAAAUUUUAUGUGCGAUCAAACCAGUUUGCAUCCCCCAAAUGUGGCAAUCAUGAAGGGACUUAUCAGCACUUCUUACCUCAAGCUGUCACCCUGGGUAGAGUGCUAUGGCAUCAUAGCUCACAGCAAUCUCCAACUCCUGGGCUCAAGCAAUUCUCCUGGCUCCGCCUCCCAAGUAGCUGGGACUACAGGCGCCCACUACAACGCCCAGCUAUUUUUUGGUUGCAGCCGUCAUUGUUGUUUGGCGGGUCUGGGUUGGAUUUGAACCUGCCAGCUCAGAUGUAUGUGGCUAGCGCCUUAGCUCCUUGAGCCAUAGGCACCAAGCCUUAUCAGCACUUCUUAAAGAUUGCUUACUCUUCAAUUGCUGGGAAUUGCUUUAUUUCAUUUGCUGAGUGAAGAGCCACCAUCCCACCCAACACCACCCACACACACCUACCCGUAGGCACCUUCCUUUAUCAUUUGACAACCAGGAAGCUGCUGGCUAAGGACUGUUAGAAGGCCUUACAUAGUGCCUCUGACUAGCCCAGAAGGGUUUGGUGGGCUCAUAAAGCUUCCCCACCCCACAAGAUUAGCAUCCCCUCCUAGGCUUAUUCUCUCUGAUGAUUAUCAGACAGUUCCAUUUAAUUCUAGUUUUUUUCUUUUCUUUCUUUCUUUUUUUGAGACAGUCUCCUCUUGUUGCCCUUGGUAGAGUCCCGUGGUGUCAUAGCUCACAGCAACCUCAAACUCUUGGGCUCAAGCGAUCCUCUUGCCUCAGACUCCCAAGUAGCUGGGACUACAGGUACCUGCCACAAGGCCCAGCUAUUUUUUAGGGAUAGGGGUCUCCUCUUGCUCAGGCUGUCUUGAACUCCUGAGCUCAAGCAAUACACCCACCUUGGCCUCCCAGAGUGCUAGGAUUACAGGUGUGAGCCACUGAGUUCGACCUUAAUUUUAGUUAUUAUAAACAGAAAAUCUUUUCCCUCUUAUACCCAGUUAAGACUCUCAAUUUCUUUCUGUCUCUUGGAAUGAUACAUAUAUCUAUGAACUUGUCUCAUUUUAAUUUUGGGAUUUUUUUCUAUGUAAAAUUUGGAUCGAAAUUAUAUCAUACUUACUGUGACUUUGAGAUUGUUAAUCAAGAACGAGGAUGUAGGCUUGGUGCCUGUAGCUCAAGCGGCUAAGGCGCCAGGCACAUAUACCAGAGCUGGCGGGUUCGAAUCCAGUUCAGGCCUGCCAAACAACAAUGACAGCUACAGGGAGGCUACUGUGGCUCAAUGGGUGGGGCACCGGCCCCUUAUACUGAGAGUGGCAGGUUCGAACCCAGGCCCCUGCCAAACUGCAACAACAACAAAAAAGAAUGAGGAUGUAGUAGCCAUCAUAUAACUUGGGCUGUAACUUGAAUCUCUCAUUUUAGUGGCUGGUGAAGGGUGUGUUUAAAGAGGUUCUGGUUUUCUUGUAACUAUAGAAGGCCCGUGACCUAUGUCUAGACUCUGUCAAACUGCUUUGGGUAAUAAAUUCUGUUGGUGGUGUCUGA